AUGGAAAUACUCAUGCUACGGGCAGACAUCAUGGAGGAUCGAGAAGCUACAAUGGCACGCUUCUUGAACGGACUAAGGCCCGAAAUCGCUGACCAAGUGGAGUUACACCACUAUGUGGAACUUGGGAACUUGGUGGAGAAAGGCAUCAAGAUUGAAAGGAGGAUUAAGAGGGGGGGUUCGACUCGGAGUUAUUCCAAUUUUUCACCAUCUUAUCCCCGAACUACACCACCAAAGAAGAAGGAUAAGGGCCGAGUAAUUCCACUCCUUCAAAACCGAGAUGGAGGUAGUUGUGCUAACGUCACUAGUGCCUUGAUGGUGGAGAAACUAGCACUACCCACUUUACGACGUCCAACACCUUAUUGUUUGCAAUGGUUGAACGAUAGUGGGAAUGUUCGUGUGACCAAGCAAGUCCAAGUACCUUUCCGAAUUAGAAAGUAUGAGGACGUGGUGUUAUGCGACGUGGUUCCUAUGCAAGCAUGUCACAUACUAUUGGGGAGAUCAUGGCAAUUCGACAAGAGAGUUACAUUCGAUGGCAUUACCAAUAAAUACUCCUUCAAGCAAGGCGAGAAGAGGAUUGUGCUUGUGCCACUCAUUCCUAUCCAAGUUCGUGAAGAUCAAGAAAGCUUGAUCAAGGAGAGUGAGCUCGAGAAUGAGAAGAAAAAAAUAGAAAAAGUCGAGAGCUCAAUAGAAAAUGAUAAGGCCGAGAAAAUUGAGAGGAAAAAGACAUAUGAGGCGUUGAUUGUUAUAAGUGAUCUUACUAAUACUCUACCAUCUAGUAUUGUCUCUCUCUUGCAGGAUUAUGAGGAUGUCUUCCCCCAUGAGAUUUCAAAUGGACUACCACCAAUAAGGAAAAUUGAGCAUCAAAUUGACUUGGUUCCAGGCUUUGUUGUGAGUAAACAGGAAAUUAAAGUGGAUGAGAAGAAGGUUAAAGCAAUUCGAGAAUGGCCUACUCCAAGUACGGUGGGUGAGGUACGCAGCUUCCAUGGUCUUGCUAGUUUUUAUAAACGAUUUGUUAAAUAUUUUAGUACCAUUGCUGUACCUCUAACUGCUAUAAUUAAGAAAAAUGAGCCAUUUGUGUGGGGUGAUACUCAAGAACGUGCUUUCCAAAUGCUUAAACAUCAACUCACACAUGCACCACUACUUGUAUUGCCAUGCUUUGACAAGAUGUUUGAAAUAGAGUGUGAUGCAUCUGAGGUGGAUAUUGGAGCUGUCCUAAUGCAAGAAGGCAAACCAAUUACAUACUUUAGUGAAAAACUCAAUGGGGCAGCUUUGAACCAUUCCACUUAUGAUAAGGAGUUAUACUCCUUAACCCGUGCUUUAGAAACUUGGCAAUAUUACUUGAGAUCAAGGGAAUUUGUCAUACACACUGACCAUGAGUCGCUUAUGCACAUUAAGUCACAACACAAGUUGAAUAGACGUCAUGUUAGGUGGAUUACAUUUAUUGAAACCUUCCCUUAUGUGAUUAAGUACAAAGUGGGGAAAACUAAUAUUGUUACUGAUGCAUUAUCACGCUGGUACUCUUUGCUCACUCAACUUGAUGCAAGGUUGUUAGGAUUUGAGUUAGUUAAAGAGUUGUACACCAAUGACCCAAAUUUCUCAGGUAUUUAUGACUCUUGUGGUUCGACAACUCAAGGGAAGCACAUGGAGGUCGCUUGA
Molecule: messenger RNA, 1656 nt
Organism: Coffea eugenioides
Lineage: Eukaryota; Viridiplantae; Streptophyta; Magnoliopsida; Gentianales; Rubiaceae
Exons: 5
Coding region: 1-1656 (551 amino acids)
Source: RefSeq, a predicted model, not a curated record